This is a messenger RNA of Meloidogyne enterolobii, 391 nucleotides long. NCBI's taxonomy places the organism in Eukaryota, Metazoa, Nematoda, Chromadorea, Rhabditida, Meloidogynidae. The record is from the annotation of a GenBank genome assembly.
AACAAAAAAUUUAGAAAUGAAUGGUGGAAACAAAAAGAAGAUUUCUAUUGUGUUAAAAUCGACAUUACUCGGUAAUCGCUUGCAAAGUGAACAAUCUGUAAAGCAAGUAAAUGAAGAAAAGAUUUCAAUAAAUCGAAUUGAGAAAAUCAGCAAAAUCCAAAAUUCUGUAUCCUCCAACGAAGAUUUUCAAUUAACAAAAAGUGUUAAAAACACUAAUUUUAUUAAAAAUGACAAUCAAAUUGGUGACAAUAUUAAAUAUGAAGAAGAGUCUCAAUCAAAAUCUUCCCCUCGUUUUUUGCCUUUUGCCAUUUCUCGUCAACAAUUAACACCUUCAUCUUCAACUACUUUAAUUAGCAAAAGGUAUUUUUUCCUUUUUAAAAUUUUUCCAUAA